AUGUCUAGAAACGCCGUGCAGUUAAAGCAGGACCUGAACCCGUGCGAGCCACUGAAUCUGGUAUCAAGUGUCACGCUCUCCAAGUCUGCAUCAGAGGCUUCUCCGCAGAGCUUACCUCAUACUCCGACGACCCCGACUGCCCCCAUCACUCCCGUCACCCAAGGCCCCUCCGUCAUCACCACCACCAGCAUGCACACGGUGGGACCCAUCCGCAGGCGGUACUCAGACAAAUACAACGUGCCCAUUUCUUCAGCAGAUAUUGCGCAGAACCAAGAAUUUUAUAAGAACGCAGAAGUUAGACCACCAUUUACAUAUGCAUCUUUAAUUAGGCAGGCCAUUCUCGAAUCUCCAGAAAAGCAGCUAACACUAAAUGAAAUCUACAACUGGUUCACACGAAUGUUUGCUUACUUCCGACGCAAUGCCGCCACGUGGAAGGUAAGCUUGCUCACAGGCCUGUUGAGCCUGGGAUCUUGCCAUUUAUAGAAGUGAAUGUGGUGUUGGUCACAUGCCGUUGUUCUAAGUUCCAUUUAUAUCGUUUUGACACACUCUAAUUCUUAGUAAUAUUUGAUUGAACAAAAUUAAUUCCCUUGGUGUAAAAAUGCAGGGAAGGAAGACUUCUGGCGAGACGAGCCAAGAAAGUCAUGUCUCUCUGGCUGGAGUGUGUAGGGAAAAGGAACAGACAACACAGUCGUCCUACUAAAACCUCAUACUCUUACAUCCAUCCCCUGCCAACCCCCAUAUAUUUACAGAGAUGCAGAGAGGAACCUGGAAAAAUGAUUCAACUUGACAUAACCUUCAUUGCUUGGAUUAAAAAAUGCUCCUCAACCUAGUGACAGAGUAUCCAGUGUAGUCCAAGUACUAACUGUGUAUAGGAAUCAUCAUAGAAGAAAGAACAUAAUAUAGUGAGUCAAGAGACUGUCGGAGAUUCUCAGGUACACUGGGGAAGGAAGGUAGCUUCUGAGUUAUGUAACCUCACUGCAACACAAUUUGCUGUAAAAUAGGUCACCAAUAAGGCUGAAGGGUCACGUGGGGACCUCAUUCCCAGCUCCCCAAUUAAUUGGUGUAUUUUGUUGGUUUCUUUGGUAUUUACAUUAAGCCCUCACAAAUUUUGGGAUCUUCCCACUUUCACUAUUACAAUAUCCUUACUAUAAAAGAGGGCAGAUACAUCUAAUAUACCUCUGCAUAUUUUACUUUCCCAAAUUUUUUUAUUUCCUAAAUUCUGAAUCAUUCAACAUGCAACUAUUUUAGGAUAUUUUUUCAUUUCAUUAGUAUAAAUGUAAUUGAUUGAUAGGCAUUUAUGGUAUGAUGCAAGGAGAAUUUACAUUGCUUGAAAUAAGUGCCUGCCUUGCUAUUUUCCUUAACUUCAUAUGGCAGAAAAACCAAAGCAAAAACAGAAAACACAGUCCCUCUGUUACAUUCUUGAUAAGUUCGCAUUUGAAAAGACAAUGACUGUAACCAUAGAAAUAAUUCAUCAGCCUUACAGAACUGUGAAUAUCUAUUUUGGCCCAAAUUAUCUUUUACAACACAUGGGUGCUGAAGGAAACCUGUGUUCCAAAUCUUACCCUUUUUCCCUCAGCCUGCCUUGGGACAUAAAAUACAAAGCAUCUUUAGCAAUGAAGGCUUUUAACAAUUUAGGAAGUAGAAGCAUGAAGUGGACAUUUUCUUCAAAUUGCCUUUUAUAGAGAGCCAAUGAUCAAAUUUAAAAAUAAUUACCAGUUGUAGCUAUUUAAGUACAGCUCUUCAGCUUUCACUUCCGCAUUUUGCAAAGUGCAGGAGAAAGUGUCCUUAGUCUAGACAAUACUAGAUGAAGUACUUAAGGACUCACACCUACGUGUCCUCAUCUGUACUGUGAUCUCAGAAGAGGAAAUACCCGGGUAAGGUUGGGACUGCAGAGCCGAGCAGCCACUCACCUGUUUGGGACACUCCUGGUUUCCGGUUGCCUAUGUGGGCAGUCUUGGAAAACAAGAGGUGACCUUUGCCUUUCCAUCUUCACUCGUGUGGCUUUACAGGUCAGAUCUAUAGGAACCCUUUUUUCUGGUGUGGCUUCUUUAGAUCUUUUCAGUUCUGAACUUUUUUUUUUUUUUUUAAUAUAUACUUACUUUAAAACAUCAGACUAGGAUUAAAAUAAGGAGAAAUGUUGAUUUCUUUCUCCAGUUUUGUCCGCUGUAUUUUAUACCUGCUCUCUGGAUUUUU
Messenger RNA from Manis javanica (Malayan pangolin), 2193 nucleotides. NCBI's taxonomy places the organism in Eukaryota, Metazoa, Chordata, Mammalia, Pholidota, Manidae. The record is from RefSeq and is a predicted model, not a curated record.